AGACUUGGGAGCAGCCCCGCCGGCAGGAUGGAGAGGCAGGGCCGCUACGCCCGGCUCGCCUACCUGGACCUGUGCGCCCGCCCGUCCGCCGCCAGGGGGCGCCCCGCCAGCCCCGCCGCCAGGGGGCGCCCCGCCACCCCCUCCGGCCCGCCGCCCUUCUGCCAGAGCCCGGCGCCAGGGGGCGCCGCCGAGCCGCCUCGGCAGGCCGCCCUUCGACGGCGCCCGUCGCCCCCGUCGAGGGCAGGCCAGGGCACCUCGAGGUCGUCCUCCGCAUCCCCCCCACCGCCCCCGCCGCCUCCGCCCUGCUCCCCUCGGGAAAGCCGGAGCCUGACCGAGGUGGACGGCGGGCCCCGGAGGAGGCAGCUGCCCCGAGGCUGGAGGCCGGACUCGGACGGCGAGGCCGGGGCCAGGCCGCUGCCGCGGAGCUACACCCCGGCCGAGCCGAGGCCGAGGGCCCAGAGGUCGCCACCCCGGGAAGGCCCAUCGCCCCCGGACGCCCUGCUGGGGGACCACGUGCCCGUGGCGACGGGGCCGGGCCCGCUUGACGAGGCCCAGGACGACGACGACGACCACCGCCGCCGCCGCCAGCCGGAGGCCCACGCGGAGGGCGAGCGGCUCCCCGGCCGGGCCCAGAAGGCGCCGGGCCCGGCCGUGUCGGCGCGGGACAGGAAGAUCGUGGCCCUGAUGCUGGCCCGCCACGAGCGGGAGCGGGAGGCGCGGGAGCGGCAGCUGCGGGCGUCCGAGGCCUGGGAGGAGGCCAAGCGCCGGGACCAGCGGGCCCGGGCCCGGCAGCAGCAGCAGCUGCGGCAGCGGGUGGCCCAGAGCGGCCAGCGCUGGCGGCGGGACCGGGAGGAGCGGCGGGACCGGCUCCGCCACGACCAGCAGGACCUGACGGACAGCAGGGCCGAGGACCUGGCCCAGAGGGAGAGCCGGUGGAGGCGGCUGGCCGGCGAGCAGGAAGAAGGCCGCAGGCGGAGGCUGGAGGGGGCCAGGGGGCAGGCCGACCGCCGCAGGAGCGCCCAGCGGCUGCUGCUCGGGGAGAAGGAGGGCCUGGCCCGGGCCCUCCGGGAGCAGGACGGGCUGGCCGCCGAGGAGAGGCGGGAGCUGGCCUGUCGGAAGAGGUCGCAGACCAAGACGGAAGGCGCGAGGAAGAUCCAGGAGGUCAACCGCGCCGCCCUGGUGAGCCACCGGGCCCGCCGGGUCCAGCUGGAAAGCCAGGGCCAGGCCGAGGCCGCCCUGAAGAGGCGGACCCUGGAGCAGAGGUGCCGGCGGGCCGAAGAGAUCCGUCGGCACCUGACGCAGGAGAGGCACCGGGAAAUCCGAGAGAAGGCGGGCAGGGAGGAGGCGCAGCAGCGGCUGGCCAAGACCAGGGCCGAGGAGACGGAGGAGCAGAAGAAGCUGCGCCGCAGGCUGCUGGUGGAGACGAAGGACCAGAAGAUUCAGCAGGCCUCCAGGGUCCUGCAGAAGAACAUCCAGGACCGGGCCCAGAGGGCCAGGGAGGUCAACGGCAUAAGGGAGAAGAACCACUGCUUACUGAAGCAGAUGGCCGAGGAGGAGGAGAAAUGCCACCUGGAGGGAGUCCGAGCGGCCAUCAGAAGGAAGGAGCGGAAGAUGGACCAGAUCUCCAGGGAGAAAGGGGCCGUCGUCGAGGAAUCGCGAAAGGUCGCCAAGGCGUCCCUGCAGAUGAGAGACGGGGUCAGAGCGCUUCACAGCCUUUCCUUCGAUCAGAUGGCUCUAGAGGCUCAACUCAACGCGAGCCUGCAUAAGCCGAGCCAGUGAGGCGCCAGCCCGCCGGCCCUGGCGCCCUGUCGUGCCAUGAGAGGACCCGACGCGUUCAUUCUCUGUGACUGGAAUAUCAACUGGCAUUGAUUAUAUAAAGUGGCUUUUCCCUCUCCCUC
Molecule: messenger RNA, 1898 nt
Organism: Tachyglossus aculeatus (Australian echidna)
Lineage: Eukaryota; Metazoa; Chordata; Mammalia; Monotremata; Tachyglossidae
Gene: CCDC185
Product: coiled-coil domain containing 185
Exons: 1
Coding region: 28-1779 (583 amino acids)
Source: RefSeq, a predicted model, not a curated record